AUGGUUGGAGACAAAGGCUCUACUAAAAUAUAUAUUUGGUUUAUUAGAUUGUUGUAUAUAUUAAAUGCCGGUAUAAACAUCAAUGACCAAAUAAGUCUUUUAGUUACUAUCUCCAAUGGCAACAUUCCAGUUGAUUUUUCAGCCAACGACACUGAAACAUUAAGACAAUUGAUUUCACAAGUUAAUUUUACAGAUUUUUCAAAUAUUGAUCAAGUAUUGGCACAAUUACCACCACAAAUCAUGUCGUUAAUACCAAUGGAAACUAUACAAUCAAAAAUUCAAGAGAUGAAGGCCCUUAUGAGAAUAAUAUCUGGAAUGCCUCAAACAAACCAAGAAAACCAUAUGCCUCAAAAAUCCAUAUUUACAUACGCGCGCUCUCACACUAACACAAAAAUAAAACAACCCUCUCAAAACCCGCAUUCACACAAAAAUUAUUAA
This is a messenger RNA of Dictyostelium purpureum, 438 nucleotides long. RefSeq lists its product as uncharacterized. Bases 1 to 438 code for a protein of 145 amino acids. Lineage: Eukaryota; Evosea; Eumycetozoa; Dictyosteliales; Dictyosteliaceae. The transcript is spliced from 4 exons. The record is from RefSeq and is a predicted model, not a curated record.